This is a messenger RNA of Setaria italica (foxtail millet), 474 nucleotides long. RefSeq names its product proline-rich receptor-like protein kinase PERK2. Bases 1 to 474 code for a protein of 157 amino acids. The transcript has a single exon. The record is from RefSeq and is a predicted model, not a curated record. NCBI's taxonomy places the organism in Eukaryota, Viridiplantae, Streptophyta, Magnoliopsida, Poales, Poaceae.
AUGGGAGCUGUAGUUUCCAGCUCAUUCAAGGCUCAUCUCCAUCCUCCUCUUCUUCCUUCAGCAAGCUCCACCUCCACCCCGCCCGGCGGCAAUCGUGCCGUCGCCCACCGUCCGCCGCUGCCCCUUGACCCCGCCCUUCCUAGCCCCUGCCGCCGGGAUCCAGCCCCACCUGACCGGUGGUGCUCCCACGCCGUGUCGUCUCUGCCACCGGCCAACCCGUCACCACCGUCGGGUCUCCACACCGCCCCUGACCCCUCCUCUUCUAUGGCCAUCGGCCUUGGAGCCCCCACCCCCAGCAACCCCGAAGGGGCCAGCGACGACGGCUGCUGCUGCUGCGGCGGGUCGGAUGGGAAGCCUGCGGACGCUGCCACGGGGCGACGGGGCGCGGCUUCGGUGGCGGUGAAGGGGCGGAGGAAGCGGGGCGCGGUGGCGGAGAUGGAGGGGAACAUUCUGGAGGAGCGGACGAGAACGUGA